UCGCGGCGGCGAUGGAGCCUCAGAAGCCCGGCGGAGGCAGCGCGAGAGAGGCUGAAGGAGAAGAUGCGCUGCCCCAACAUCUCCUUGUGUGGUUUGAUAUGGGUCUGGCUGCCCCUAUUCCAUGGCCGGCCUGUGAAAAUUGACAAGGUCGUGGCUGACACGAAAAGCCUCACCAAGACCAUCAUGGCCCGGAUCCAGGAGCACCAGUUUCCUCCAGUGAACCUGAAGAUCAACGGGUUUGAUUUCAUCCCGGGGCAGCUGCCGGCAGAAAGCCUGGAGUCCAUCGACGAGACCCUGCAGAUCUUCCACCAGGUCCUCUCCAGCCUCCCUUUGGAGGCCCCCGUGGCGCAAAUCUCCAACGAUGUGGAGAACCUCCGCAGCCUCCUUCAGAUGCUGGGCUCCCACCUGGGCUGCCUGCUCCGCAGACCUUCUGCGGCCGACAACCUGGGCAACCUCACAGAGCUGAUGACCGUCUCCCCGUACACGACAGCCGUGGUGACCUUGGACCGACUCCACAAGUGCCUGGAAAGCAUCGCAAAGUACCUGGACCACGUUCAGAACUGCUAG
Messenger RNA from Lacerta agilis (Sand lizard), 567 nucleotides. It is a transcript of the gene LEP, whose product is annotated as leptin. Bases 64 to 567 code for a protein of 167 amino acids. Gene Ontology annotation, molecular function: hormone activity. The transcript has 3 exons. Gene Ontology annotation, cellular component: extracellular region. NCBI's taxonomy places the organism in Eukaryota, Metazoa, Chordata, Lepidosauria, Squamata, Lacertidae. The record is from RefSeq and is a predicted model, not a curated record. Gene Ontology annotation, biological process: signal transduction.